CUCGAGACAAUGUGUUUGUUGUUGGUUAGUAUCCAGGAUUGGUGGGAGGAGGGUGUAACUGUAUCCUGGAGUAAAGAUUAAACAUGGCUGAGAAUAUAUCAACCCUAUCCCAGGGGGAGAAAAUUCAACAAUCUGCAAACAAUUCAAUACCUAACAAACUUCCACUCAAAAACUCUAAGAUGAAUGAAUUACGAAGAUUGGACUCUUCAACCUUUUCCGCCAGGUUUGAGCAUCGCCGACACACGUCCGUGGCAAUGAACCGGAAUUACUCUGAGACAAGUCAGAUUUGUAUCCCAGCAGAUAAAAAUAACAAGGCUAUCAUUCUGGAUGUCGGAGGGAAAAAGCAUAAAAUUAGAAUGGAUAACUUCAACAUCUACCCAAACACAAGGCUCGGGAAACUAGUGAAAGCGAAGAAGCUGGAAGAUAUUCUUGACCUUUGUGAUGAUUUCUGUCCCGGUCAACCUACAGAAUAUUUCUUCGACAGAAGUUGGCAUUCAUUCAAUUCCAUUCUUGACAUCUACAGAACGGGGUUGCUUCACCUAAACAACGAUAUGUGUGCUCUGGUUUUACAGAAAGACCUGGAGUACUGGCAGAUAGAUGAACUGAUCCUUGAACCCUGCUGUGCUCUCAAGUACUACCCGGAGAUAGAACUGUGUGUAAAGGAGCAGAAAGGAGAACAGGAAGCAAAGGCGAAGGAAGCCCAAAGGUUGAAAGAUGAAGAUUUUGGAAACUCCCGGAUAGGUCGUCUUAGAUCCCACUUAUGGAAUGUAAUGGAGUAUCCUGAAACCUCAAGAACUGCACAGAUGUUUGCCUGGUCCAGUCUUGGAGUUGUUCUUCUCUCAACCUUCACUUUCGUCCUCGGCACUUUCCCAGAGUUCCAGGGGGAGGAGGAGACAGGACAACCUCCGCCAUAUCCAGAGGCUGUCCUCGCCAUGGAGGUCGUAGAAAACUGUGCCGUCCUGUUCUUCGUGAUGGAGUAUAUCGUUAGGUUUGUCUGCUCUCCAAGAAAAUGGAGAUUUUUCAAGCAACCCAUGAAUCUGGUAGAUUUCUUCGCCAUCAUACCUUUCCUUUUAGACCUUGUUAUAGGUGGACUCCAGGACUUUGAAAUCAUGGGUAAAGCCGGUAAAAUAGUGAGAUUAGUACGAGUAAUGCGAGUUAUGAGAAUAUUUAAACUCGUCAGACAUUUUGCCGGACUACAGUCUCUAAUAUACACCCUGAACCAGGCGUACAAAGAACUAGGUUUACUAAUGCUCCUAGUAGGGGUAGCAGUACUCACCUUCGCCUCACUAGUUUAUUUCGCGGAGAAGGAUAAUCCUGCCGGCUCUUGGUCCUUCCUGGACUCUUUCUGGUGGGGACUCAUGACACUUACUACCGUAGGGUACGGAGAAUUGUCUCCGUCAACGUUUCCGGGAAAACUAAUCGGAGGUUUAUGUGCGCUCUGUGGUAUCUUCAUCCUUACCCUUCCAAUACCUAUAGUUGUCAACAGCUUCGCCAGCUACUACAAGAACAGGUUGUGGAGGAACGAGGUGGCGUACAAGAAGAGGGAGAGGGCGCAAAAGAGGAAGGAGAUGGAAGUUUUAAUGAAAGAUAAUCUUCUCAAUAUUCUAACAGUCCCUGGAACUCCAAUAAGGUGUAGUGAAGAGGAUGAGCUAGGAUCCUCCAACAAUAUAAACCCAUCUACCUCUCCUAGGUGUAGUGAAGAGGAUGAGCUAGGAUCCUCCAACAAUAUAAAGGGAAAGGGAGGAAAUCCAACCUAUGCUGAAAAUACACUCUGCCCCUAGAUAGAAGAAGAUUCUGAAUCCUUAACUGAACCUGAUGUGAUAGAUAACCUGCAGCCCCCCCCCCCAGAUGAUUGUCCAACAGUUCCAUAGUUCUAAAAUUCUACAGUCCUACAGUUCGAUAGUCCUAAAGUCCUUCAGUUCUAAAGUCCUUCAGUCAUACAGUCAUACAAUUAUAAAAUUCUACGGUCCCAUACAGAUCUACAGUUAUACAGAGUUCUACAGUCCUAAAGUCCUACAGUUCUAAAAUUCUACGGUUCUAUACAGAUCUACAGUUAUACAGUCCUACAGUUCUAAAAUUCUACCGUCCUACAGUUCUUAAGUUCUAAGAUCCUACAGUUCUACAGUCCUUUAGAGUCCAACAGUUUUACAGUUUCACAGUUCAACAAUCCUACAAUCCUACAGUUCUACAGGCCUACAGUCCUUUAGUCUUACAGUCAUUCGGUUCUACAGUCCUACAGUCCUACAUUCCUACAUUCCUAGAAUUCUACAGUCCUAGAAUUCUAUAGUCCUAGAAUUCUACAGUCCUGCAGUCUCACAGUCCUACAGUUUUACAUUUCUAAGGUUCUACAGUCCUACAGUUCUACAGUUCUACAAUCCUACAGUUCUACAAUCCUACAGUUCUACAAUCCUACAGUUCUACAAUCCUACAGUUCUACAGUCAUACAGUACUAUACAUUCCUGUGGUCAUACAGUCCUUCAGUCCUUCAGCCCUGCAGUCAUAAAUUCCUACAGUCCUACAAGUCUUACAGAACUACAGACUUACAGUCCUACAGACCUGGGUAAACUCUGAUAUAGAUAUCUUUCAUAAAGUCCCAGAGAUCUAGGGCAAACUCUGGAAUAGAUAUCCUACAGUCCUACAAUUCCACAGACCUAGAGUAAACCCUGGAAUAGAUAUCCAACAGUCCUACAAUUCCAGAGACCUAGAGUAAAUCCUGAGAUAGAUUUCCUACAAUCCUCCCAGUCUUGUAGUAUGUAAAACCUACAGUCCAAUAUUUAUUAUUCCUUUAUGAUUAUUAUUUUUACAAUCCGACAGUCCUAUAUUCUUACAGUUCUCUAGUUCCACAGUAUACCCUGAGAAAAUGUCCUGCUUUAUUACGGCUCUGAGCUGAAAGAACCUAUUAAACCUCUAGUUUAAGGCUGAAAUUAUUUAUAUGUAGAUUGUUUUUUACCCUGCAGUUGAUCGGAGUAUUUAUUCUCUUGAAUUAAGUUAAUUACAUUUUAGAGUUGAAUAAAAUUUGUUUGAUUCGUUUC
This is a messenger RNA of Eurytemora carolleeae, 3032 nucleotides long. RefSeq names its product potassium voltage-gated channel subfamily B member 2. The coding region runs from base 84 to 1781 and encodes 565 amino acids. The record is from RefSeq and is a predicted model, not a curated record. The transcript has 13 exons. Gene Ontology annotation, biological process: potassium ion transmembrane transport; protein homooligomerization. Lineage: Eukaryota; Metazoa; Arthropoda; Copepoda; Calanoida; Temoridae. Gene Ontology annotation, molecular function: delayed rectifier potassium channel activity. Gene Ontology annotation, cellular component: membrane; voltage-gated potassium channel complex.